GCCACAGCGUUGGCACAUAGUGACGGUCUUGUAUUUAAUUCUUCGGUGGCUGCAGUUAUCUUGACGCUGCAGACUCGGUGACGGCGUCUCUGAUCAGACACAGCUGUGUUGAAUCAAGUCGUCUGAUCUGUAUCUCGGUCCAAAAAACACGCAGGGUUUGGGAAACACUGUGAGGAUUAAUCUCAGCUGGAAUUUAAAGGCGCUUUUAGCCGCGCUGCAGUCACAGAGCUGUUGUCGCACAGGAGGCAGCUGAGAAGCUGAGAUGUUUUAAAUCAGAAACGCAGAGAGAGGAGAAACGGCGAUGGAGCUCGUUGUCAACCUCGUGGCCACUGUCGGCGGCCUCAUCACUGGUGUGAUGAACCUUUUCACCGACAUGUUUCUGACAGCCCCGCUGAAAGCCACCAUCGCACAUCUGGAGGAAACUGAACUUAAAACUUUGAAAGGAGAGAUCAAAACCGUGAAGGCCAAGUCUUUGUGGGAGAAGACUGGAGCUGUCAUCAUGGCAGUGCGGCGGCCUGGAUGAUUUUUGUGCAGAGAGGAGGCUGCAGAGCUGUCCUCUCUGAAACCCCAGCUGGAUGAGCUCGGGGUCCCUCUGUACGCCGUGGUGAAGGAGGACGUUGGCACCGAGGUCCAGAACUUCAGACCAUACUUCAAGGGGGAGAUCUUCUUGGAUGAAAAGAGGCGGUUUUAUGGACCCCGUGAGCGGAAGAUGGGUCUCCUGGCAUUCCUUCGUGUUGGGGUGUGGAUGAAUGGCCUGAGGGCCUUUAAGAAGGGCUUCAUGGGAAACGUGUUUGGAGAGGGCUUCGUCCUUGGUGGCGUCUUUGUUAUUGGACGAGGACAGCAGGGAAUUCUUAUGGAGCACAGAGAGAUUGAGUUUGGGGAUAAAGUCAACAUUGAAGAUGUCAUCCAAGCUGCCAGAAGAAUAGCACAGGAACUUCUGCCAAUAGAGAAGAAAUAAUGCUUUGUGUUUACCACUGAUGGAUAAAAAUCUCAUAUCUGUCCAAAUCACCUUCUUGAGCAGUAAAUCAGUGUGACAGCUCAACAUCUUAGAACCACAUAAAUGAUUUACAGUUAUGCAAAUGAUCAUUGACAAAUGUUUGAAUUUAGAGUCUUGUAAAGUGCACAUGAGGCUUGUAAGUUUGUUGGUGUGGCGGUCUCAGGGAAACCAGGAUGCAUCUUGGGGUAUGACUGUGUUUAAAAGGCUCUGAGUGUGUUAAUGAUGGUCUGUCUUUAAACUUGACAGAGCAAGCAGACUUGAUAUCCAACACUCAGUUUCCUUUUAUUAGUCUGUGAUACCGUUGUGUUACCAUGGGAGCCAAGAGUCCGUGACCUAUGACUAAUAAAACAUGCCUUUGUGUUGUA
This is a messenger RNA of Lates calcarifer (barramundi perch), 1362 nucleotides long. RefSeq names its product peroxiredoxin-like 2A. The record is from RefSeq and is a predicted model, not a curated record. The transcript is spliced from 5 exons. NCBI's taxonomy places the organism in Eukaryota, Metazoa, Chordata, Actinopteri, Centropomidae.